This is a messenger RNA of Schizophyllum commune H4-8, 1243 nucleotides long. RefSeq lists its product as uncharacterized. Gene Ontology annotation, biological process: proteasome-mediated ubiquitin-dependent protein catabolic process. Gene Ontology annotation, molecular function: polyubiquitin modification-dependent protein binding. Bases 88 to 1140 code for a protein of 350 amino acids. Gene Ontology annotation, cellular component: cytosol; proteasome regulatory particle, base subcomplex; nucleus. The record is from RefSeq and is a predicted model, not a curated record. The transcript is spliced from 4 exons. Lineage: Eukaryota; Fungi; Basidiomycota; Agaricomycetes; Agaricales; Schizophyllaceae.
CUGCAAGUCGCGACUAAGGCAUCCUACACCUCGUAUACCUCUAAUUUCUUUUCUGCACCGCGCCCAACGCGCGCCCCAGCUUCCAAGAUGCCGCUCGAAGCUACGAUGAUGGUCAUCGAUAACUCUGAAUUCAUGCGGAACGGCGACUACGCCCCCACCCGCUUCGACGCGCAGGCAGACGCGGUCAACAUCGUCUUCCAGACCAAGAUCGACUCCAACCCCGAGAACACCGUCGGCGUGAUGAGCAUGGCGGGGAAGGGCCCGGAAGUACUCGUCACACACUCCAAGGAUCUUGGCCAGAUCCUGCAAGCAAUACACAAGACAAGAAGUAACAUCGGCGGCGCCAUUGACAUCCCGACCGGCAUCGCCAUUGCCCAGCUCGCGCUCAAGCACCGAGAGAACAAGAACCUCCGGCAGCGCAUCAUCGUCUUCGUCGGCUCACCGCUCGAGGGCCCAGCCGCAGAUGAGAAGGGCAUGAUCAAGCUCGCGAAGAAGCUGAAGAAGAACAACGUCGCCGUGGAUGUUGUCUGCUUCGGCGAUGGGAUCGAGGAGCCGAAUGCGGAGGGCAAGACCGUACUUGGCUCAUUCGUGGACGCCGUCAGCAGUGGGGACAACUCACAUCUUGUGACUGUACCACCUGGCGCACACCUACUAUCCGACGCCCUCAUAUCCUCACCCAUCCUCUCCGCCGAUCGCAGCGCUGGCAUUCCAGAAGAGCUCGGUGGGUCUGGAGGUGGGGGCGGAGGUGAUGCCGGAGCCGGUGGUGGAGACUUUGAGUUUGGUGUCGAUCCCAGCAUUGACCCCGAACUCGCCAUGGCCUUGCGAAUGUCGAUGCAAGAAGAGGAAGCACGGCGAGCUGCAGAAGCCGCGAAAGCUUCAGCAGCAGGCGAACAACCUCAAGCCGGCGCAUCCUCCUCCACAACAGUACCAGCAGCGCCCACCGACAACGAAGAGGAUGCCAUGCUCGCGAAAGCCCUUGCAAUGUCGCAAGACGUCGACAUGGACUCUGGUGCGAAGCCAAAUGCGCCUGAAACGCACGACGCGGCGAUGGACGAGGAUGAGGACGAGGAGGCUGCGAUCGCACGGGCCAUUGAGAUGAGCAUGCAGGGCGAGGAGGGCAAGGAUAAGGACAAGAAGUAGGUAUAUUCAUUGUGUAGAUUUCCCAUUCACGAGCAUCGUCUGGACCUGCGCGAUUUGUGUGUUCGCCGUGAACCUUGCCACAAAGGCGUUGAUUAUUGGUGGA